AUGCUUUCAAACAGGUGUAUUUCUACCUCCUCCCUUAACGUUUGUUUUUUCUUUGUCUAUGCAGGUGUGUCAACGAAUGAGAAUCCCGAGUCCAAGACUGUCAGCUCGGCCAAAGUAUCUGGGCUCCAGCGUAGCCAGGAGCAGAGUAACGAGGUGUCCUUCACCCCGCGUGUGUCCAGCCCCACCCCGGCCUCCCCGCCUUCGGGCUCCCCUGCCCCAGCUGCCACCGCGGCAGCCCCCCCUCAGCCACUCCCCAAGGCGCAGCUCACCUCCCCGCCCCCCCUCCUCAUCAAGAGAGAGUCGGACCGGGCGCCGCCCAUCCCCAGAUUCCCCACCCCUCCCCUGCUGAGGGCCCAGCCCCACCCUCUCCAGGAGCACCGGGUCCCUGUCUCGCUCCCUCCCCCCCAACUCCAACAUCAAGCCAGGCCUCUCAUCAGCCACCAAGUGCACCAGCAUCACCCGCUGCAUUACAACAGCUUGCACGACAUCAGGUACAGUAGGACCACAUCUGAUCCGUAUACUCUGGGUCUGUUUAGUUAUGUCUGAUCCGUAUGCUCUGGGUCUGUUUAGUUAUGUCUGAUCCGUAUGCUCUGGGUAUGUUUAGUUAUGUCUGAUAGGUAUGCUCUGAGUCUGUUUAGUUAUGUCUGAUUAUUAUGCUCUGGGUCUGUUUAGUUAUGUCUGAUCAUUAUGCUCUGGGUCUGUUUAGUUAUGCCUAGCAAUCUUCUUAUGCUCUAUACCAUGUGUCAAACUCAUUCCACAGAGGCCGAGUGGUUGCGGGUUUCCGCUCCACCCUUGUACUUGUGUUAAUUAUGAAUUAAGGUCACUAAUUAGAAAGGAAAUCCCCUUACCUGGUUGUCUAGGUCUUGAUUGAAAGGGAAAACCCAAAAUACGCAGACACUCGGCCCUCCGUGGAAUGAGUUUGACACCCCUGCUUUAUACCUUGCUGAUAUGAUAUAAUAUGAUACAAUUCCUUUUAUAUUGUCUACUCAAGUGGAAAUUCAGGUCAGCACAUCACACAUUCUCAGCAUUUACAGAUGCAGCUUCCAGUCAUGUAAUAAACCAACAGAAAUUCACUGAAUACACAAUCUGUAACUCAUUGCUGACAAGGUCUUUCUCUUUCUCUGUCUUCUCUAACAUUACAGUCACAGCGGCAGCAGUGCAGGCCUCCCCAAACACCACCACCUGCCCCCCUCACCACACCACCUGAGCGGCCUCCCCUCCUCCACCCCGGCCCUGCCCCUGUCCAUAGCCAACCUUUCUACCUCGCACUAUUCCUCCCUGCGAAGCCCGGCCCAUCGCCAUCCGGCCAUGUUCGCAACCCCCGCCACACUUCCGCCACCUCCGACCUUACCCACCAACAGCCUUGUGGUCCCUGGGCACCCCGCUGGCACCCCCUACCCAGGUAACACUGCCCUCCUGCCCGCUCUGGCUGCAAGGCUAGACUGUCUCUAACAUUAAGUAGCAAUUCAUCCAAAGUAACAAUCUUAUACUGUGAUUUCCAAGUCAAUUGUUGCAGAAAUAAAUGUAAACCCAACUGCACAGUACAAGCUUCCAAGUACAGCGGGAAUAAAUUAAGUGAUUUAUGUAACAUUAAGUAGGAGUUAACAUGCCAGGUUACAUGAUCCUGUAACAAGCGCUGUAACCAUUCAAUUAUAAUUGUAUGAUGUGGUAAGUGAACUUAUUUAUUACAAUUUCACAUGCACUAAAGGAGGGAAUAAUGGUUAGAUAAAAGACUAUAUUAAAUAAUCCCAUUACAAAUAAUAAAGGCAUUUGAAAUAUGUUGAUGCCCCUCCAUGUUACUUUAACUAUGGUAGAGAUUUAUAAAGUCGAAACAAUAUUAGCCUGCAUUUGUAGACACGGCACCCCUUUGUUAGUUCUAUUUUUGUCAUCUGGGUUUGGAGUGAAAUGCCAGAGGAUCUUUUCUCCUCCACACUGCAUGCUGUCAACUACCUGUUCUCUUAUGCCAGGUCAGGGGGAGGUCAUGUUAGAUAAGACGUAAGACUUUCAUGUUAAAGCUACCCUUUUGUUCUUCUAUUGUGUAAAUGCUGUAAUGUUUACACAGUAUUGAAAUAUGUCAAAUGUAGACGAAUUGUAUCUUUAUAUGACUUUGUCUCUGUAUAAGAGAAAUUAUUGGUUGUUGUCAAUUAUUCUUUAUUGAUACUAUUUGAAUGUUUAUUGUACUGUAAUAGACAUUUAAAGUAAUAAUACUAGGAGUAGCUAGAAUAUGUAGCAUUGAGAUCUAAGACAGAGUGGAGGGAGAGUCUGCUGUGUUGUCUGCUGAGGUGACUCUUGGUUCUCUCUUGUCUUUAGAUACCAGCCUGUUGAUAUCAUUCAACCAACCAAUCAUGUAUUGCCAGCCUCAUUCGGGGAUUCUGAUUGGCACAUUGUCACAGGCAACUCUCUUACCACCACCAAUGAGUUCUCACGUAGAAAACCCUCACAGCAUGAGCUGGAGAAACAGAGAAUGCCAGGUGACUAUUUUUUCUUCUCUUCUACCCCUGUUGUUAAGACUGACUGGCGCCGUGCCUUUCUUGUGUCUCCCUUUUUUCCCCCCUUUUCUCGCUCUCCUUUCUUGCAGAGCAUGACCUCCUGCGGCAGGAGCUGAACAACCGCUUCCUGGUUCAGAGUUCAGAGGGGCGGAGCCGGGGGCCGUCCUCCGCAGGGUCCCCGCUGGCCCCUGUGUCGCUCCUGAGGGGAGCGUUUCACCAACACCAGCACAUGCAUCAGCACCAACACACCCACCAGCACACCUUCACGCCCUUCCCGCCCAGUCUGCCCCCGGCCGCCAUCAUUACUCCGCCCACCGCACCCCCCAUGGUGCGUACCCCAGCCAGAAAUGUGAGGAUAAGUAAAGCUCCCAUAUACAGUACCUCAACCCCCCCCCCCCCCCCCCCCCCCCCCUUCCUUGUCACCCAAAUCGCCAAACGACCCCCCUGGUCACCCCUCUCCAGUACCCUCCCAACUGAUAGGGCCAGAGCCUGCCCUCCUUCCCCAACCAACCAUAUGCUAUCCAUUCCCCCUUCAGCUGGUUGGGUCUCUUGGUCCUCUGCAUACUGUCACAGUGACACUGUAACAGUGUGUUUUUACUGAGAGUUGAGAAAUAGGAGGGAGGGGCAUAAUCGUCACUACAACCCCAUAAUGAGCAGUACAACAUCUAACCUGUCAUCUCCCCUCCACAGUACACAUGUUUGUAGUGGUUCAUCCUCAAUGCUGAAACCAGACCUAACUCACAGACUGCUGCUGCAUAUAAUACUAGACGUUAUGCUUUGGGACCAGAGUUUUACAUGUGGGUUAGCUUAUAUAGAGGACCGAGCUUCAUUUCUUUACAAUGCACAAAGGCUCACUAUAUGCCCCUUUUCCUUUCCAACAAAAGGAAGCUUGCACAAGCCAUGCCAUUCAAUGUACGUCAGUACAGUUGAUUCAAUUUAUUCAAUAUUCUCUCUAUGAACAUGACAUACAUUUUGCCGUUUACAUUUUUUGCCCUGGAACAAAGGAGACCAAUUGAAGGGAGUGUUUUUAUUGUUUUCAUAUGGAUGUGUUUUAAAUGUUUUUGAAUGUUCUGAUUUCCCUGCACCGCAGCAGAAACAAAAGGGCCUUCCAACAGAUGUGUGGCGUGACUGCGGUGCACUGGGGGCUUAUGCUCAGCAAUGACAAAUUCAAAGCCUGUGGUUACACUCAAUGACUUCAUUCCAGAUGAAAGGGGGUGACGUCAUUCGGACUGUUUUGAUAAUGCAUAAUUGCUUCCGUGCCUUUUCAACCGCCAUCAGGCAAGGCACCGGCAUCGAGUCAGCCAAGGGUAUAACAUUGGCAGCUCUAGAUCGGAAAAUGUUUCCCCGGAAAAGUUAUGAGUAUUCAUCCAUCAUUUGGAAUGCAUAUAGCAAUCUGAGAAACCCAUUCAGACAGGACACCCAUUUGUGCCUUUUCAGCAUUAGCCUAAUAGAUAUAAUCCAUCAUGUCAUGACCCCUGAUUAAGAGGCUAGGGCCCAUUUAGAGCACCAGGAGCUCUUUGCUUUGUGGAAUCUAACAUUAUCCCUGUAUGUCAGAAACCCCAGGAAAAGGGCUUAGCUUAUGUACAGUACAUUAUACAGCUAUCUGAUAAGCAGUCAGGGAGAUUGUUUAGUUUAGAUUGUGUCUCUUAGUCAAAAAGCAUGUGUAGGCUGCUGUUCUCUUCUUCUGUCUGCAGCUGAUCCCGCCAUUCCUCUAUAUGUCAGCCAGGCAUUAUGUGUAUGUACCCUGUUUGAAGAGGAAGAUAACUGGAGUUAUUUUGUCAUCUUGCUAAUAAUGGUAUUAUGUGGUGUAUGGCUGUGUGCAAUCACAUCUUUAUGUUGUGGCUGAUGCAUUGUUGUUACAAUGGAAUUUAAGACUGUUAAUGUAUUCUGUUUUAUUGAGACUGUUUUUACUUAACCCAUGUUGUUUUCUCUCUCUCCCUACCCUCCAGUAACAUUGCUAUUUCACCUCCAUUUUACUGUUUAGAGAGGCACGAGUAAUGUUGAUGUUGUGGUUGUUUUUAGUGUUUGUCAUGAAGUGUGCAGUUGAAUCGCAUCGGCCCAGCUGUGCUCACUUUAAGCGCUCCAUGUCAUUUCAGCUAUGUAACAGCCCUUGGCUAAUAGCUGUAAUUAAUGAAAUUAUGAAUCCUCUGUAUUUGUUUAUUGUUCUACACCCUCAAGCAGCUGGCCUUGCCAAAUGGCAACACUGAGUGUCUAUUUUCCCCUCUGUCGUCUUAGGGAAAAGGAAGAUCCUUAAUUGUUUAAAGAUGAAAUAUCGAGCUUUAAUUAUCCAAAGCUGUUUACAAUAAACCUCUGACAGGCCCUGUAAAUUACAAAGCAUGAGUUUUAUAGACAGCCAUAAAGCCACCAGCGAGUAUUACUCCCCCAGUGUAAAACAUAAAACAGGCCCGGUGUAGAAGGGGAGCGGACCGGUUUAAUGUGCUCGGAAGCUGCCUCAGCAUUUCCACUCAAUAGGGUGUCUGUGUUUGAUUUGGGACAAUUAUCGCCCGCAAACACAAACACGCUGCCCGCCGCUGUGGCCAUUCUCUGUGGCGGAUGUUGAAUGGCCCCGCUUCACUGGGAGGCCCAGCCCAGUAAGAGAGAGGAGCUGUGCCGAGUGUGUUGAGCGAGAAAACCACCUCCUUUCCCGUUUAUGUUUCAGUAGGGAGGCACACACACACACACACACUGAUUCAUGUGCAACCCGUUUUCCCUUUUUAUGUAAACCCAAACCAGCGGUGGCUUGCCAAGAAGGCUUUGUAAAAACACUCACGGAAAUACAUGCAAAUGGUUGGUGUAUUUACAGAAUAGGAAUAAGUUACUGUCAGUUGCAAUUAGCCAGUUUCAAAAGGAGGAGCUGUAUUGGCUUACAUGAAGGUAUAAUCAGAUACUGUAUAUAAGGCUAUAGUCUUUCUGUUGAAAUCCAAAUGUCAUUAUUCUAUUAGUCAUAGGGUAUGCUUCGGAAAAUGUUUCAUUAUAUUAAACCAUUUGAGGCUUCCAACGUUAUUUCAGUCCCAUGCUGUACAUGUCCAAAACGAGCUCCCUUGCAUUGAAAAUGUAGUCUGCCCAAUUCAAUUUCACCUAUAAAAGACUUACUGUUCGUAUACCCACAGUUAUAUGAUCUUACGCAUAAAAUAUUGGCAUGUCUCUGCGAUUUUCUUUCAAGUCUCUCUUUCUCUCGUCACUAACACUAAAAUGACAACCCUUUAUAGUAUAUUUGUCUCUGUGUGCUCCGUUUCCAUAACAGAGAUCAUUGUAAAAACCCUACAUCUGUCACAGCCAAUUAGAUUAACAUUUCUCCAAAUGUUCCACCUAAUAAGAAUCAUAACUCAAUCUUCUAAUUUUACACGGGGGCUUUUUUGUGAGGUAGGGAGAGCUCCCCCCGCCCAAGUAUAGUACUGUAUCUAUGCCUAACUCAAUGGCUGUUUUUCUGUGGUGCAGACAAAUUGAAAAAUCAUGUCUUCCUAAUCUUGGUAGUCCAUUUGAUUAGUCAUAUCGCUGAUGAUUUAACUUCAUCUCAGUCUGCCGUCCGGCCAGCCAACCACAUGCUAAAUGAAACAAACUCAUUACCCCAGAAUGCUCACUGUUUUCUUUAAGCCAGCUGUUGUCAGAUGUCCUGGACUUAUGAUCUGACUGAUGUUGUACUGAACUUCCUCUCUCCUGUGUUGUUGUAUCACUGAAUAGGUAUAAUGAGUCAAAAUUGUGUUUCAUUGUAUUCCUUUGAUGGUCUUUGGUUCAUAGAUGCAGAGUUCCUGUUAUUGUUAUUGGUCAAUUUGGCAUCACUGACGUAUUACUCUCUUUUCCUUCUUUUUUUGCAGUUCGACAAAUACGCUCCAAAACUGGACAAUCCAUUCAUUAGACAUUCAAAUGUAAGUAACCCUAUUUAUUCCUUUCAACUUCCAUCACCAUGCUUUUAGCAUGUUUUCUAUCAAAUAUUUACUGUGGUUAGAUAUUUGAAGUUUGGAGAUAGAAAAUAUCACUGUAUUCUUCUACACGUGUUGAAGUAUGUGUGGGUGUUGUCUCUAUGCGGCUUGUUGGAAUCUGUUUUAAGAGGUGGUUUUGUGUCUCCUCUCCUCCAUGUAGUUCUUCCCCUCCUACCCCCCCACAAUGCCAGGCAUGCCCCCGCUGCUCCCACACUCAGGACCCUUCAGCUCACUGCAAGGAGCCUUCCAGCCCAAGGUUAGCCCCACAGACCUACACACACAUGCAUUGCACAUGCACACACACACAAAAUACAGUACCUGCAUUUACUCAUCCACUCACACAAAGCAAAUACAUUGUACGCACACAGACAUACACAUAUCCAAACUCAUUCACUCACACAGGACAAAAACACCAUACACACAAAUAAACAAGCACCCACAGUUUUUCACAAACACACCCGCACUGGCAACUUACUAUUUGCUCGACAUCUCACCCAAGAAAUUAGGAUAGAAUUAGGGGGUCUGAAUAGCACCAAAGCCUUACUUUUCAUUCUGUGUACAGGGCAGCAGCCAGCUGCAUUUGAAUUGAACCAGCCUGAUAAAUCUGUUCCUGCUUAUUUUUUUCCAAUAAUGGACUAUGCAAACAAGGCCUGUCUCUAAGCUGGCUGGGCCUGAGCCGCGCUGCACUGAGCAGGGGGAGAUAAGCAGCAGCCGUGUGUGUGUCGCUGGCUGGUGUGUGACGAUCAGGGCCUGGCAGGCGCCCAAUAGGCUCUGACCCUGUUGUAAGCCACCAAUCAAAGCUGGCCUAAAUCCCCUGGAUUUAUUCCCCACAGGCUCUAUUAUGGAGGCCUUUUGUUGGCUGCCUCCAGAUGGUUAGAGUACAGUACAGUUAGCCCCCUCCAUCCCUCCAUUCACCACCUAAAGCUCCCCGCUGGGCACCACUGAGCAGCAGGAGAGGGGUUGGAAGAUAGAGAGGGUGGUGGAUGGAGGAUGUGGUGCUAGAGGUUACAGGGAUCACCUAGUACUCUGGGAUGUAUUAAGAUGGCUGAUCUAGGCAUUCUGGUUCUUCUAGACCUCAAAGACAGAGACCUCUAUCCUUUGCUGUCUUUUGCUGAUUCUGCACUGGAGCCCUUAAAGGAGUGCUAGUCAUUGAUGUCACAAACAGUUGCUAGCUGCAGACUCUUUGUUGUGAAUCAAUGCAGAAGAGCCAAUGUUUUUGAGUGUGUACUGGUUUGCUUAUGUUCUGCUUCAGUCUGUGCAAAGUCCAUAUUUCCACCAUCUUUGUAACACAUUUGCUUUGCCUCUUUCUCUCCUCCAUCUAUUUAUCCUCUCUUUUAGUCCUCCAACCCAAUAGACGUAGCCUCCCGUCCGGGGGCAGUACCUCACACACUCCUACAGAAGGACCCACGGGUUAGUAGACUACUGGCCCUGGUUGUCCCUCGAAAACAUCAAGCACACACUUUUCUCUCAACAAUAGAGAGUCAUUAAAUUGAUUGGUUGUUGUUGAUUGUUAUGUCUGUGGGUUAAUAAUAAUAAUGGUUCAUAUUUUCUUUUCUCGUCACAGGUAUCAGAUCCUUUCAGGACAUCAGUCAGAGUAAGAGAUUAUUUCAUGUUCCUUUAAUGCACUGUCAAAUCAACUACAGUACCAACGUGUCAUAACAUUGAGUAAAUUCUACAGUACCAUCGCAUCAUAACAUUGAGGUUUUGGGUCUGACCUCGAGUCAUUUGCUUAUUUCCAGAAACCUGGCAAGUGGUGUGCGGUGCACGUCCAGAUCGCCUGGCAGAUCUACCACCAUCAGCAGAAGAUGAAGGUGGGCCAGCUCAGUCUCUCUGUGUGUGUGUGUGUGUGUGUGUGUGUCUGAGUGUGUAUGUGUCUGUGUGUGUCUGAGUGUGUGUGUGUGUGUCUGUGUGUGUGUCUGAGUUUGUGUGUCUGUGUGUGUGUGUCUGAGUGUGUUUCUGUCUGCGUCUUGGGUGGCAGAAGGAGGUCAGGGGAAGGGAGGGAAGGGCUGUGCCUGCUCUGCCAAAUGUUUUCUUUUCCAGAGGAUUCCUCUCUUUCUAUAUCUAGUUAAGCAGCGGCCAUUUUGGUUGUGGCUUGGAAAACUCCUAUUGUGUUGUCUCUGUCAUGGUGACACUGUCAUAGGCACCCUGUCCUCAUGGAGGUUUAGUGGGCCUAAUCAGCUUACACUGAUUUUGUUAUGACACAGUGGGUAUGUGUUGGGGAUCUAGAGGCAUUAUUUAUGUUGUCACCCCUCUCUGAUCUCACACAGUGAUUAUAUCACUGAUUAUAGCAGAUUAGAAGUCCCUCCUUGAACUAUGAAAUUGCUGGCAUCAAUUAUUGUUAAUUACUACAUGUGCAAACACUGACAGUGCCACUCUGUUUCUUUUCUUCCUCCUCCUCCUACCUUUUCUUUUCAUCUCCCUUGUGUUCUCUCUCUCUCUCCCCCUCUGCCCCCCCCCCUCCCUCUUGCUAACAGCAGAUGCAGGUGGACCCUCACAAACUGGACAUGAAUGGAAAGCUGGACCUGUUCAGUCGUCCCCCCGCCCCGGGGGUGUUUCCUGGGUUCCCCUACACCCACGACCUGGCACGACCCAUGUUCUCCUCCACAGGUCAGUACAGGGCUCAUCGUCAGCCACCCAGCACAGGGCACAUAAGGACAGGUCAAUCUUUUGUAGACGGAGGGGGGAGGGGCAGACCAUUUUGGGGGGAUCGCACUACAGACAUCUAUAUCGGUUCACUAAUACAGCACUAGUAAAGGCCCAGUGCACUACUUUUGUGAUUUCUUUUCAUUUAUAUAUAUAUAUAUAUAUAGAUAUAUAUAAUUUUUUUAUUCCUGAUUUUUUCAGGGGGUGCUACGCCACACCCACGGAGGUUAGUUUAUUUUCCGCAAUGAGUCUGGAUCUGAGUACCUCCCCUAUGAUUUCUGGAACACAAACACAUUCUAACCGUUCUGAUUGGUCCCAGAAACCGAUGGGUUGGGCCAGAGCCAGAACACAUGGGUAAAGUGGCAUUUUGAAACUUCGUCAUUGGCUUUGAUACUCAGAUUGGUUAGAGAUAAUCCAAUCGCUGAUUACUUUUUGUACAACACCCCUCAUUUUGACGUCACCACAAACGACUUCAACGAUGGCAGUCUCAGACUGAAGUAUGUAGCGAACAUAGAGCAGCGGAAUAAUUAAGUUUGAGUCGUCAGGCAACAGCUGACCCUAGUUGAACUGCUGUUGUUCUAAAUGUUGUCCCAGACAUGCGACUGUGUCAGAUGUGGCCAUGAAUAUGGAUGCUUCUCUAUGAGUGACUCCCAAAUGGCACCCUAUUCCCUACAUAGUGCACUGCCUUUGACCAGGGCCGGGUGCCAUUUGGAACACACACUGUGGGAUAAUUGACUGGUAGAACCUGCCUUGAAAGGCAACAUGGAGGCGGAUGCCCUUUAGCUUGUAAUUAUGCAGUAUUGUAUUAUCAUGUAUGGGCUUGUAAUUGGCUCGUUCAUUAACCAUUCAUGAUAUAUGGGUGAAGAACUUUUUGUAAAAGAGGUCAACGUCUGUUCAUAACAAAGCGCCCCCAUCCACACACACACACACACACGCUCACGUGAGACUAUUGAAUGUUAUGCUAAUUUCUAUCAAGCCUUUUUUAACCAACCACUGUUAACCCUCUGAAACAUCAGAUAUCCUUCACUGUGUUUUUGGUGGUUUUAAUGUUUAGCUAAUUAGCAUUGCUAUUGUAAAAUAUUGCUAACUGUCCACAUUUGAAAGAUUAGCAUUAGCCAUUUGUCUUCUGUCAGGAGCGUGUCAGAGGUCACAAGGUUAAAGGUCACCAUAGAGCUGACAGGGUGUUUUAUUUGGGGGCGCUCUCCUCUCAGUCAGACAUACCUCUGCUUGGAUGCCUAGUUCUCCCGAGUGGCGCAGUGGUCUAAGGCACUGCAUCGCAGUGCUAGCUGUGCCACUAGAGAUCCUGGUUCAAAUCCAGGCUCUGUCGUAGCCGGCCGCGACCGGGAGACCCAUGGGGCGCCGCACAAUUGGCCCAGCGUCGUCCAGGGUAGGGGAGGGAAUGGCCGGCAGGGAUGUAGCUCAGUUGGUAGAGCAUGGCGUUUGCAAUGCCAGGGUUGUGGGUUUGAUUCCCACAGGGGGUAUAAAAAAUAAUGUAUGCACUAACUGUAAGUCGCUCUGGAUAAGAGCAUCUGCUAAAUGACUAAAAUGUAAAUGUAGUUAGAGGUUAUGACGGAUGGCUGCUGUGGUGCUACUAUCUGAGUGGACACACUGAGGUAACCUGGUUUCUCAUCUCUCUCUCUCUCCUCCCAUAGGUUCUGGCCAUCCAGCUGCCUCCCCUUAUGGCCCCUCCCCCCACCACAGUGGCUUCCUGCCUCCCAGCCACUUGGCAGGUAAGUGUAAGUAGCACUACAUUUUACAUUCACCUUUUCCUUAUUCUUUCUCACACUUUUUGUUGCACUCAUAUUGAGAAUACUUCUACUGUCACUAGGGCAUAGGGUUGCAAAGGGAGGGUAUAUUACUGGUAACUUUCGAAGCCUUUUUGGUUACUUCAGAUUAUCACAGGUGUCUGUAAUUAUCUCUGGCCUUUUGUGUGGUCUUAUUGCAUGUAGAAUAUAUAAAAUAAUCAAAUAAAAUUAUAAAAAUGUAUUAAUAGAAUAAUUAAUAGAUAACGCUAUAAAGCAUUAUCCUAAAUAUAAACCAUCAACUUAGUGCUGUUUAAUAUGAGAGUUUCAGCAUGAAAUAUCCUUAAUUUUUUUUACACACUUUUAUUUUACUAUGUCAAUAUGUUUUUGUUGUAAAUCAGGGCUCAAAACUGCGACCAAAACACUUGCAUUUGUGACCCUUUGACUUGGCAGUGCAACCCCAAUUUGUUAUUGGUCUCUAAGGUGCAAGUCACAUUCGUUUUUGAUUCACAAUUCGCUUUUAUUUAAAAAAAUAUUUAUUCAAACAGAAAUGGGUAUGCAACAAUGGGUAUGCAGACCAGGUAUGCAAAAAGUUUGGUCUGAAGUCUUGGUUGAAUCUUUGCGAUGUGCAAUUCAGUCAUCAUGCGCUGUUUGAAUACACAAGGCUUUCCCAAUUAAAUGUUGACUGCAAAGUGAAUGAUAUCAUCAUGAUUUGCAUCAAUCACAGGGCAUUUGUUUUGCAAACUCUGCCGUCACAUGUAGCCUGCACUGUACAAUACAAAGACACUGUCACUUGCUUGGUGCGCACUUACAUUUUAGUCAUUUAGCAGACGCUCUUAUCCAGAGUGAGUUACAGGAGCAAUUAGGGUUAAGUGCCUUGCUCAAUGGCACACUGACAGAUUUUUCACCUAGUCGGUUCUGGGACACAAACCAGCGACCUUUCAGUUACUGGCCCAACGCUCUUAACCGCUAGGCUACCUUUUGCCCUACAAUUGAAUUAAAGGGCAACUACACCAUCCACAUUUUUUUGGGGGGUGGAUUGUUCCCAGACCUCAAAAGUGAUCUCCUUGUAUGGCCCUACAACUGUAGAGUGACUGUUCAGAAUUUCUUCCCUCCAAACAAGCAAUGUAAAUAUUAUAUUGUCAAGUUAAAAUGUCAUUAUUUGUGUAUGGAGGGUAGGUCAUUAUAGGCUAUAGGAUACUUGCUCAGCCCGCAAAUUUAAGAUAACAUUUAAAUGAUGCACGCAUCACCGCUUUCCAGGGCCAGUAUUGUUUUCAUUCGGGCCAGUAGCUUUCAGUUGGCACUGGCCCGGUGUGCCACUUGCAAAUUUACCUAAAUGUCAAGCCCUGCAAGGGCAUAAUUUAAAAGAUGGCUAGUUAUUAUUAGCCUGGUUCUGUAUGGAAUGCAGGCACAUUAUUGGACACAGGUCAGGUCAUUAUCACCGCUCAGUGGUAAAAAGUUGGUGCAACCAAAUCAUAUGCUGGUGCCAUCAACUGAAAAAGUAAAAAACAGUUAGUCUAGAGCCCUGUAAAUGUUUUGGCGCCAAACUGGUGGCAGUUGUGAAAAAAGUCAAUAGUUGGAAGAGUGCCAUUGUUUAUUUGAUGCUUUUUUCAUUAAUUAGGCUUUUCUCUUGAACCAUAUGGUCUAUCCACUAGAAACUCAUGGACAAUAUGGACACUGAUAUCAAAAAUGAAUACUAUAUAUUAAUAUAUUUUUUUGUUUUGUUAUUCAAGUAUAAAUUACCAAAGUUACCAUAGAUUGCCAUAGAUUGCCAUAGAUUACCUGUUAAUUACCAAUAUUACUGAAAUGUUUGGUAACUUUGGUAAAUUGCCAGUAGUUUUGCAACAUUACUACGGCAUCAUUUGAUAACACAGCCAUUUGUUGUUUGGAAAAUACAUUAAGUUGAAGGUUAUAGUAGGGAUUUAGAGGUCCUUAGUUAGCUAGUGAGGUCAUCCUGUUGCGCCAUCUCUCGCACUGAAUUUUACUUUAGGGGUGUAUAGAGCGAGCCCUCCCCCUGUGAUUCAUAAAAUAUACCCUUGAAUAACCCUCCUUCCUGUACUGAUGUGGAAGGAAGGCCACUUUGGGCUUGUUGAGGUAGUAUUUCUAAUCCCCCCGACUUUAUUUUCCAGCCCCUUUGUUCAAGUGAAGGUAUUUCACUGCACAACACUCCUGUCUUAUUUCAUACUGUCUUGGACAGAGGCAGAUGGCCUCAGCAAAUAUUACAUUUUACCUUGAGGCUUCUUUCUAUAGCCUCUUCAAGUUCUGCUCGUCUAUUUCACAGACAGAGUAAUAGAGGUUUUUGUAUUCUUCUGUAUUUCCUGUCAAAAAUGUUGUUUGGCUUCAGUGCAGCAAGGUGAUUUCACGGGAUAAGCUCUUGAGUCAAUCCAAUUUGAGUUUAUAAACACCUGGUGCACAGGGGGAAAAUGUUAUUACACCCCUCAAAGAUUUUGGGUGAAAUUCCUGCCCAAAGAACGAACUCAAGUGUGACUCGGCAGGAAAGAUUUUCUAGCUGUUGUUUGCUGAUAUAUUGACAAACCGUUGCAUUGCAUUCACCACAGAGUGGAAGUCUUUAAAAACUAGAUUAAAGGAUCAUUCAUAAUUGAUAUAUCCUCAGUAAUUUUCCAUUAUGUCUCCUGAUUCCUCCGGUAGGUAUGCAUACCUUUCCAUUUUUAGUUUCAUGUAAACUGUGACCAGGUUUAACUAAGGCACUUAGUAAAAAAAAGUACUACCUAGAAUGAAAAAGGUUUCUUCGGUUGGAACCAUUUUUGGGAUCCAGGUGGAAUCUUUUCACCCAACGAAGAACCCUUAAAGAACCCUUGAACCUGGAUUCAAAAAGGGUUAUUCCACAGGUACAGCCGAAGAUCCCUAUGGUUUUAGGUAGCACAUUCUUUCUCAGAGUGUGCAGGUAAAAAUUGAAGUAUGAAACACUCAAGCCUCUGUAAAACCUAGUAGACAAACAUUCUCCCUUCAAGCAGCUAUGUGCCUGACUGUCCAGACUGCACAUAUCAAAUCCCCUGUCCAUUUGUAGUCCAGCUCCAACCUAGACCCCAUCAUACUCCCUAGCAUCAGGAUCAGAGAUCAAAGGCUCUCCGCUCCAUUACGGACAGUGUGGGAGUAAAUCCAGUGUCCAAGAGGCGUGAGUGGCCAGAGCAGGUAGCCAGCCUCGCUAGCUAGCUACAUACAGUAGGAUUAGAGGAAGCAGUAUGGCGGCGCUAGAAAACACACAGCUCUGCUUGUAAGAGAAAAGCUGAGUGGAACGAGUGGUCGGGCUCCUCCAGCCAGCUCAGCUAAUCCCUGUUUGGCAUUUUGCAGAUCCUUUCAGUCGCUCCAGUACCUUUGGCGGCCUCGGCAACCUUUCAACCAGUGCCUUCGGAGGAUUAGGCAACCCCUCGCUUGGUAAGCGCCGACCCCCCGCCCCCCACGGCCAGACACAGCGCAGCUCAGCUUUAGACCACAGGGAAGGGCCAGGGAAGAAAGAAAUCAAGGCACUUAGCUCUGCAUCAAAUGCCAAAAUAAAACUAGCACAGGGAGGAACAAAAAGGCAGGCAGUACAGCUCUCUCUCUCUCUCCAUCCCCCUCUCCCCCCUCCCCAGUAGCUUGGCUUCAAUCUGACAGCAACACUGCCAACGCACACAGCACUCACAGGCUUGCUGUUUGGUUGCUAUUCAUGUAUUAAUUCUUCUACAAGCCCCCUCAUCGCCACUGUGGAGGACUCUCUCCCUCUCACCCUCUCUCUCUCUCCCUCUCUAUCUCACUCAUAUUCUCCUCUGCCAAAUCAGUUGCCUUGCAGUGAAAUGGAUGUCAGUGAAAUAGACACGCUAUGGAAUGCUAAGGUCUCCCUGGCUUUUCACAACCCUCACCCCCAGAGGGCAAUUGAGUACCCCCCAUCCACCCUCCUUUCCAGUAAAAAGGCCCUGAGAAUGAGGAGUGAAUGGGGGAACAGAGCAGAGUAGGGCCCUUGGUCCAAGCAGCUAGAAGUGCAAAGGGGGAAGCCAUUAACCUUGCCAGUCUUUGUAAAGCAGAGCUCUUUGCAGCAAGAGACCGCUCGGAACCCUCAGGACAAAGACAAAGUUGCUUUUGUGUAGAUUUUCUUUCUUUCCUUGUCUUCAGUCUCCAUCUUAUGUUGUGUGUCCAGGAGGGGGUUUAGUUUGAUUCUUUUCUCCAUGUCUCCGCUCCUUAAGGCUCCAACAGUAUCUUUGGCCAUAAGGAGGGCCCAGGGGGCCUGCCAGGCUUCGGCAGCCCCCACCACGACACCUGGAACAGGCUCCACCGGACCCCACCCUCCUUCCCCACCCCGCCGCAGUGGCCCAAGUCUGCAGACACGGAGCGCAGCAACUCAGUCAACAGCCACGAGCGAGAGAGAGAACGAGAGAGGGAGCGGGAAAGGGAACGGGAGAGGGAGAGAGAAAGGGAGAGAGAACGGGAGAAAAGGGAUUCAUCCAUCAGCAAAGAGGAGAAGGAUAAAGACAGGUAUGUAUUCUAUAUGAGAACAACUCUGAAUCAUUUCUAUUAGUUGUAAGUAACACAAGUUGUUGUGUUAUUUGAAUGCACAUUUUCAUGCACACAUAUUUCCAACCCAAAAAUAUUUCCACCCUUCUACCCUUCUGAUAAAUACAUAUUUGUAUUUUGUUUGUGUCCCUCACAGAGAUUCGAUUGACCGUAACCGUCACUCGAACCGUUCGUCCCCUGCGUCGGCUCAAACCAGCUACCAGAUCAGCAGCCUGAUCCGCUCUAACAGCCAGAAUUCCAGCGACUCGGGUCGCCACCACAGCGGCAGUGUGGAUCGGGUCCGGGAGGCCGAGAAGGAGCUCCUGGAGCGCCACCGAGAGGCAGCCAUUCUGGGGGACGUCAAGGUGAAGGAGAGCCGCUCACCUGGAGGAGGGAAGGAUGUGACAGACAGAGACAGACGCUCCACAGAGGACUCCAUCAAACUAGCCCACCGCACGCCCUCUCCCUACCCCAAGGCUGUCCUAUCUGAGACAGGAAUGAAGAUGGCUGGUGGCCCCCCACCCACUCUACUCAAGGACGGGGACAGGGACAGGAAGGAGGGUCCUCCGUCCUCUGGGGGGGACCUGCUGCUGCACAAGGCAAAGAACGACAUGAAGAUCAAGGAGGAGCGCAAAGAGGACCAGGAGGUGAUGGUGGUGAGCUCCGAGCCUGCCCCUCAGCCUGCUCCUCCUCCUCAGCCUCUACCUCCUCCACCGCCCCAGCCCGGUCACCACCACCACCACCACCCUCCUCUGUCCCAGCAGCCCCCUCCCCCCUCACCACGCUGCAGUGACAUGCCCACCCACAGCUCCCUGCACGGGGUGCAUAUGGCCCACUCCCUGCCCCUCUCCAUGAGUGCCAUGCACCAGAUGGGCAGUCUCAACGUGCUGGACCGGGCCCGCAUGGCUCCCUUUAUGGGGGUGAGCCCCCUGGCUGCUGCUGCUGCAGGGAGGGACCGGAUGCCCCACCAAGCCUUCCCCUGGGACCCUCUGAGGGAGGCCUACCGCAACCUGGACCUGCAGCGCAGGAUGGACUUCCAGCUGAGGGCUGAGCAGGCCCAGCGCUUCCCCAGCAUGUACGAGCAGGAGCGGGCUUACCGGGAGAGAGAGGCCCAUGACUACUCCCACCAUGAGCACAUGCUGGAGGUAAGGCGGGAACACGAGAGGAUGAGGCAACAGGCAGAAGAAAGAGAGCGCCAGCACCUGAGGGAGGAGCUGGACCGGGCGCGGCUCCACCAGCUGCACCAGUCCCCCAUGGAGGGACACCUGCCACACAUGCCCUCCUUCAUGCCCCACCUGGGCGGCAUGCCCUACCCCAGACUCAGCCCCUCCACCGGACACAACGGCCUGCUCAACCGGACGCCCCCCACAGCUGCCCUUAGCGCCCCCCCUCCCCUAGUGCCCGCGGGCAGCGCCAGAGCAGCCUCCCCCAGAAGGACUACCCCCCUCACCACCCAGGACCCCCGAGAUUACUCCCCCUCCCGCAACCCCAAAGAAGUGGAGGCACGGUAG
This is a messenger RNA of Coregonus sp. 'balchen', 16793 nucleotides long. Lineage: Eukaryota; Metazoa; Chordata; Actinopteri; Salmoniformes; Salmonidae. The record is from the annotation of a GenBank genome assembly.